Malurus melanocephalus (red-backed fairy wren) is the source of this 2660-nucleotide messenger RNA. RefSeq names its product tetratricopeptide repeat domain 39B (gene TTC39B). Gene Ontology annotation, molecular function: protein binding. The coding region runs from base 97 to 1857 and encodes 586 amino acids. NCBI's taxonomy places the organism in Eukaryota, Metazoa, Chordata, Aves, Passeriformes, Maluridae. The record is from RefSeq and is a predicted model, not a curated record. The transcript has 19 exons.
GGGAAGGGCGGGGGGCGGCGCCGCCACUGGGCUGUGAGAGGUGGACGGGGCGCGGCGGCCGCCCAGAUCUCUGGCGGCGGGCAACGGAGAGGGAACAUGGCGAGCGUAGGAAACGGCACGGAGGAGAGCGGCGGCGGCGGCGAGGAGGAAAACUUUGAAGAUGCCUAUGAAAACAUCCCCGUGGCAUCCAAGAUGGAUCUCAAGUGUGCUCUGGAAGAAUGUUCAAUGGCAUUGAACUUAUUUCUUAACAAUAAGUUCUCUGAAGCACUGGAACUACUUCGUCCAUGGUCCAAAGAUAGUAUGUACCAUGCACUUGGGUACAGCACUAUUUUAGUUAUGCAAGCUGCUAUGACCUUUGAACAACAGGAUAUACAAAUGGGGAUUUCUACAAUGAAGGAAGCUUUGCAAACCUGCCAAAGAUUCAGGAAGAGAAACACAGUAGUGGAAUCCUUGUCCAGUCUAGUUUCAAAACAGACAGUGGAUCAGUUGAGUGAAGAGGAAAUGCAUGCGGAAAUCUGCUAUGCUGAAUGCUUAUUACAGAAAGCAGCUCUCACCUUCGUGCAGGAUGAAAAUAUGAUCAGUUUUAUCAAAGGUGGCCUCAAAAUUAGGACRAGUUAUCGAAUAUACAAAGAAUGUCAUCAGGUGCUACAGAUGACUCAGGGGAACAAAAGCAAAAUUGAAACUUACUACCAGUUUGAAGGAGGAGUAAAGCUUGGAAUUGGAGCAUUCAACUUGAUGCUGUCACUUUUACCAGGAAGGAUCCUCCGACUUUUAGAAUUUAUUGGAUUUUCUGGCAAUAGGGAGUUGGGCCUCUGCCAACUACGGGAAGGCGCAUCUGGCAGCAGUUUGAGGGCCAUUCUGUGUACUUUCACCCUGUUGGUUUAUCAUACUUACGUCUCCUUAAUCCUUGGUACAGGGGAAGCCAACCUUCAGGAAGCAGACAGUCUCCUUGAACCCUACCUCCAGAAAUUUCCAAAUGGUUCCAUUAUUCUGUUUUAUGCUGCCAGAAUAGAUAUACUGAAAGGAAAUUUUGAAAAGGCACAGUUGAGGUUCCAAGACUGCAUAGCAGCCCAGCAAGAGUGGAAACAGAUCCAUCAUCUCUGUUACUGGGAACUGAUGUGGUGCUACACCUUCCAGCAGGAUUGGCUUCAAGCAUAUCGGUAUGCAGACCUGCUCAGCAAAGAGAGCAGGUGGUCUAAGGCAAUAUAUGUGUUCCAGAAGGCAGCAAUUCUGUGUAUGCUUUCAGAGGAUGACUUGAAGAGGACGGGUGAGGACAUAGUGUCUUUAUUCAGACAAGUGGAUGGUCUGAAACAGAGAAUUGCAGGAAAAUCUAUCCCAACUGAGAAGUUUGCAGUAAGGAAAGCUCGACGCUACGCUUGUCCUCAACCAGUGAAGUUGAUAUUACCUGCCUUGGAAAUGAUGUAUGUCUGGAACGGAUUUGCRAUUGUGGGCAAAAGAGCAGACCUCACUGAAAACUUACUGGUAACAAUUGAAAAAGAAGAAGSUGCUCUACAAAAUGAAACUAAUCACAAUGAAUAUUAUGUGGAUGAUAUGUGCAUGUUGCAGCUACUGAAAGGCCUCUGCCUGAAACACUUGGGAAGACUCAUGCAAGCUGAGCUAUGUUUCAGUAAAGUAAUUCAAAGUGAGAAGCAAAUAAAAUAUGACAGUUACUUGGUGCCAUUCACCCUGUAUGAAUUGGGUCUUCUGUACAAACAACAAGAUGACAGAGAAAAAGCAAUAAGAUACAUAGAAACUGCAAAAAACAACUACAAAGAAUACUCUAUGGAGUCCAGGUUGCACUUCAGAAUUCAUGCAGCMCUUGACAGCUUGAAGGUGUCACCUGCUUCAACACCUUGAGUGAGGAGGGAUGCUUUUCAUGCAUAUAAUAAAUAGCCUACACAAUCUUUUUGCAAUCUUUUUUUAAUCAUAGAAAAGAACAUGAAUGAUUGUUUUCUGUCACUUCUGAUUUGACAUAUGUCAUUCCUUUAGACUGUUCUUUUUCUGUAUAGCGCCUAUACUGUAUCUAUGUGCUACUUCAAAGAAGACCUUAUAUUUUGUUUGAUAAAAAUAAUUUAAUAUUUGACUUGAAUGGGGGAUAUUUUUAAAAUAAAAGUUGAUGGUGCAAUAAAGUUUAAUGAAAACACUUUAUUUUUUUUAUAUGAGAACAGAUGCUGGUUAUGCAGUGGAACUGGUGAUAAUUCUGCAUUUUUUGAAAGUUUGAUUUUCUGCAGUACACUUGAGACUUUUUUGCCUCUGGAACAAAAAUGCAAUGUCUGCAGAUAAUGUUUGGCAUACCGUACUCUGAAAUUUGUGUUCCAGAGGAAAGAAUCAGUCAUUUUGGGCUUAAUUUUUUUUGGGAACAAAAUGAACCUGUCUGAAGUGCAAUAUUUUUACACUGUCAGAUAAGCUAAGCAGGGCUUCAGAUGAAGCUAAGCAGGGCUACAGUUAAAAUGUCUUUGCAGGUCURUGUCACUCAAAAUAAGUGUUUGUGGGGGAUAUUUUUCAGUUGCAGAAAAGCAGAGCUACAAAGGACAUUAAGAGAUCAUUCUGUGUCCUUGUUAUAAAGUAGAAGCAGCAGUCUUAAGUUGAUCUUGACAGAUUUGUUUAACCUGUUUAACAAAAAAAAAAGAAGCUUGCAGUAAGAACGUUCAUUUUGGAAC